AUGCAUUGUGCCAAUGAUCUCCUCAAGAAAAGUCUGUCCCCAGUGAAUGCCAAUUGCAUUUGGAGAACAGACAGGUCCUAUUUCUAUCUGACCGAAACACCUGGUGUGUCCCCAGGCUGCAUCAAUGUAUCUCCAUGCUGGUUUCAACAAGGUCACGAGGUCAAUAAUGCUGAUGUGAGCUGCUGUCCAGAGAUAUCAGCUAGUCUCAAAGGCCCUCAAGGUGUAACCAUCAUAAAAUCUAUGCGACGACCAUCUCUCCUCGCCUUGGCUGCAUUGAGGGUCAUGCACCCCAGCCUGUAUUGGUCCUCAUUGCGCACCACCCUUGAGGUUGGACACUGGGCAUAUUCCAGUGGUCAAACCAAGAUGUAUGAGCGCAUUAGACACUGGGCAUUGGUCUUCACAGGUGUCGCUGUGAUGGCCAACCACCAGUCACCCGCACACCGUGAUCCAAAAUGCUGUCCUGAAUGGUUUGACUUAAUGACAUCGGUCAGCAACUAUAGAAGUGCCCGCAUGACGCUACAUAACCUAGGUAUUGAGUUGAUGUAUGACUCAGGAGUGAUGGUAGCAGUUCUGCGGUCGGCUUAUCCACCAUGCAGUGGACAUGCAGACCGGCGACCGAUGGGUGUGGGCAUGGUUCAUGAGAGACAGUGUUCAUAA
This is a messenger RNA of Suillus fuscotomentosus, 657 nucleotides long. RefSeq lists its product as uncharacterized. The coding region runs from base 1 to 657 and encodes 218 amino acids. The record is from RefSeq and is a predicted model, not a curated record. The transcript is spliced from 2 exons. Lineage: Eukaryota; Fungi; Basidiomycota; Agaricomycetes; Boletales; Suillaceae.